Messenger RNA from Neoarius graeffei (lesser salmon catfish), 1986 nucleotides. It is a transcript of the gene dub, whose product is annotated as duboraya. The coding region runs from base 85 to 999 and encodes 304 amino acids. Lineage: Eukaryota; Metazoa; Chordata; Actinopteri; Siluriformes; Ariidae. The transcript is spliced from 7 exons. The record is from RefSeq and is a predicted model, not a curated record.
UAAAACUCAAAUGAUGGAGGCCCUUGAGAAGGGGUUGGACCGGCUGUGUCAACAUGACUAUGCCUAUGAGCGAGAGCGCCUGGAAUGGGAGAAGGAGGUGGAAAGGAAGUGGAUGGAACUAGAAAACAAAAGAAUGGGUCGAGACUCUCUGUGGCUGAACUGGCUGGAAAGUUCGCAUCUCCCAUUCCUACAGCAGAUGAAGUGAACAAGCCUGUACGGAGGAGACCUCCACGCACACUGCCACUUCCUGGCAGUAAUGAUGUGGCUCAGGGUCAGGACGAGCAGAAAGCAGAAGUGGAGUCCCACCCGCCGAGAAAGAAUCGAAACUCUGCCCUCAUUGAGAAACUACAGGCAACUCUUUCACCAACAGCCCUCUUGCCUUCCCCAUUGAGUCCAGGAGCUGGGAAACCACAGCUGCCAUUUUUUCCACCUCACCCACCCUGUGACCCAGGAAACUCAACCUCAGCAUCCAAACUGAGCCCAACAGAGGCCCCAGCCAGCUUCGAGGCCCCUGCGGAAAGCACUGUCCUUCUAAGCGUCAACAAGGGUCGUGCUCGUCAUUCUAUCAAACGCCGUCCGCCAUCUCGCCGACUCAGGAAGUCCAGUGGGGAGGAAGAGGAAAAGACCUCCUCACCUGUCUCUGGUCCGACAACUCCAGACGGAAAGGAGAAUGAUGUGUUUGAGAAGCAGAAGGUGGAGAAAGAGGAGAUUGAUGGUACUGACUCAGCGUCUGCUACGUCUGAACAACAGCAAGAUCAAGAGCAAUGUGAAGCCUCAGCGGAUUCAGAACAGCAGCCCUUAACUUCAACAGGAGGAGAAGACGAGAGCAAGGAGUGUGUUGUGUUAGCUGAGAACAAGGAGACACUAGACGAGGAGAUGAAGUCUGAGCAACCUGAGUUAGACAGCAGUAAAGAAGAAUCCAUAAAACAAGAGCCUGAUGACGAGACAGCCAUGGAGGCACAGAGUGAGCCAGCAACAGCAACAGAUGACAAAAUAUAAUGGGAAGUGAAAAAAGAGAAAGAAGACAGAGGAAUGUAAAUGCUCCAAGCAAUGAAAAUAGGAAUUCUGCUCAAGGGAUAGUUCAGUAAAUCCAAGCCACAUGGGAGAACCACAAGGGUGAAACAGAGGCCCAAUAGUAAUGUGAAUAAAAUGCCAUGAAACCUUCCAACAAAGCUUUAUCUCCAGUUAAAGCUUUUGGCCAUAUAUAUAUAUAUAUAUAUAUAUAUAUAUAUAUAUAUAUAUAUAUAUAUAUAUAUAUAUAUAUAUAAUGUGUGUGUUAAAGUGCAAGUUCAUCACAAAGAGGAAAGAAAACCAUUUUUUCUUGUACAGCUUUUUUUUUUUAACAUUUUGCUAACAUCUUUUUUUGUGCUGGUAGAAUUAUUUCAGAUUCAGUAUUUGAUGGCAUUUUGUAUAUACAUUGCACUAAAGUUGUUGUUGUUGUUGUUGUUGUUGUGAAGGAUGGAUGGAUAGAUGGAUGGAUGGAAUAUUCUAGUGAAGGAUGGAUGUUGACAUGAACCUGCUUUUUAUUUAAACUCCAAAACACUGGGAUUUAGAGCAAGUGUAUAGUGUGUUGCCAGAUACAGUCAGGUAUUAUGUUAAAAAUCAAUGUUUUAGUCAAAUAAUAAAAUCACAGACGUACAUGUUCCAAGGAUUAACAGCCAUAGGAGUGAUAGCUGAAUCGUGCUUUAAAGUGCAUUAAAGUUGAUUUUCACCCUUAAACUAAAGCAAGCACAAUCUUGAACCUGUUUGAACGUGACACGAUGUGUGUGUUGUCAAGAAUUUAAACAUUUGACAAUAUUUCUGCUUUCCAAAAUAUACCUCUCUGAGUUCUACAUUGAAUGAAUCAAAGGCAGUUACCAUAUCAAAAAGUAGUUAGCAGUUUAAUAAUCAUACACUGGAAAUACUUCCAUUUUAGUCUUUUUUUUUGCACUGUGAUGUUUUUUUUUAAGUAUGUGAAUAAAAAAACUUGCAGUUAUGUGUACGUCA